UCAAAUGUAACGCGAGAAAUCUGUCAUUCACUCAGUCUUUGGUUUCAUUUUAAAUAAUAACAGUUUCAUCAGCCACGAUUUACGUGAGCAGAGUGCAAGUGCUAACAUGCAAGUGAUAAGAAAAACGCUUAAUCUCCACUCGCCUGGAACUAUCUUCAACUCAUUUGUCAGUCGCCGUCAUCAGCUUGCAACUGCUCGCUCGGUAGCAGCGGUAACAGCAGUCGCAAGCCGAACGAUCAGCAGCACCGGUUCCAGCCGCAGCAGCAGUGGCGACCGCGAAUGGAGCCGAGGUCAAUGCGGUAAUAAAUCGAACAGCGGCGGUAGGUUUGUUGGUACUGCUUUGACCGGUUUGAUUGGGGGAUUUUAUUUACGACCACCAGCCGAAGAUGAAGAAUUCCAAGCCGGAGGACGCCUGCGGCGGUUUUCGUUGUUCCCUAGCGUUGCGGCUGCCACCAAAGGGCAGGAUCUGAAGGGGCGGCGGGCGAUGUACAACUUCAUUGCCGACGUGGUGGACGUUUCGGCACCGGCUGUGGUGUACAUAGAGAUCAAGGACACUCGACAUUACGACUUUUUCUCCGGACAACCGAUGACCGUUUCCAACGGAUCCGGAUUUAUCAUCGAACAGGAUGGAUUGAUCUUGACGAACGCCCACGUGGUGAUUAGCAAACCGAACGCGAUGGUCACCGUGAAGCUGCUAGAUGGACGAACUUUCCCAGGGGUCGUGGAAGACGUAGAUCCAAAUUCGGACUUGGCCACGGUUCGGAUCAAGUGUAACAAUCUGCCGGUGAUGAAGCUUGGCAAAUCGUCGGACCUCCGUUCCGGCGAAUGGGUUGUCGCCCUGGGUAGUCCCCUAUCGCUGAACAACACCGUAACGGCCGGCGUGGUAAGCUCCACACAACGUGCCUCGCAAGAACUGGGCCUUCGGGGCAAGGACAUAAACUACAUUCAAACGGAUGCGGCCAUCACGUUCGGGAACUCCGGUGGUCCGUUGGUCAACCUGGACGGGGAAGCCAUCGGAAUCAACAGCAUGAAGGUGACGCCCGGAAUCAGCUUUGCCAUCCCGAUAGAUCACGCCCGAGAGUUCCUGCAGAAGGGAGCCGAUCGGCGGAAAGCAAAAGGUUUUAGUACCGAGAAGAUUCCCGUUCGGCGGUACAUGGGAAUCACGAUGCUGACGCUAACGCCGGAGAUAUUGCGGGAAUUGAGACAGAGGAGUCACAAUGUGCCGGAUAACGUACGAAGCGGAAUACUGGUGUGGAAAGUGAUUCUGGGAUCACCGGCGCAAGUUGGUGGUCUCUAUCCCGGAGACAUCAUCACCAGCAUCAACGGAAAACCAGUGAAAAACUCAGCCGACGUAUACGAAAUGCUGUCGGGAAAGGAUCGCGUCCUAAACAUCACCAUCUUCCGUGGCGUUGAAGAGUUGAAGGUUCAAGUGACUCCCGAGGACCCGGAGUAAAAGCAACACCGUCCCUUAGGAUAGAGCAAAACGCACAUACCGGACGCACCUGGUUCUGGACACAGCACAUAAUUUAUUUUCUUUAUUUCGGAAAAUAGAUACAGAAUUGUACAGUUUGUUACACUGCCUGUGGAAUAUAUAUAUUUUUUACAACAAUUA
Messenger RNA from Aedes albopictus (Asian tiger mosquito), 1612 nucleotides. It is a transcript of the gene HtrA2, whose product is annotated as serine protease HTRA2, mitochondrial. Gene Ontology annotation, molecular function: protein binding; serine-type endopeptidase activity. Lineage: Eukaryota; Metazoa; Arthropoda; Insecta; Diptera; Culicidae. The transcript has 2 exons. Gene Ontology annotation, biological process: positive regulation of apoptotic process; proteolysis; programmed cell death. The coding region runs from base 107 to 1453 and encodes 448 amino acids. The record is from RefSeq and is a predicted model, not a curated record.